Molecule: messenger RNA, 25143 nt
Organism: Podarcis lilfordi (Lilford's wall lizard)
Lineage: Eukaryota; Metazoa; Chordata; Lepidosauria; Squamata; Lacertidae
Source: the annotation of a GenBank genome assembly
AUGCAUUCCAACCACAAAGCUGAGAAUGGAUGCCAGCCCCGAGAAGUUACCCAGGUAAAUAAUUACAGCCGAGCUGGCCUGUGGAGGUGAGACUUCACUGGCCAUAGGGGUGUCAAGUGGCUGUGAAACAUUUCCAGGCCUUUCCAGAGGAAGGGGCUGAGCAUCACUUGGAAGUGGCGGCUGGAUGCAUGAACAGGCAUCUCGUGAUUUUGUUCCAUGGAGAGAAGGCACUGCUUUCGACAGCCAUUGAUGGUGGCAGCCAAGCUCAGCCCUUCUUGAGUCAUACAUGAUGCUGCGUGGAAACCUGCUAUGAGAUUCAUUCUGGACAUGGAACAUUCCCUCCCCUCCCCAGAAUCAUAGAAUUGUAGAGCUGGGACCCCAAGAGUCAUCUAUUCCAACCCUCUUCAAACCCACAAUCCUGAGAUCAAGAGUCUCAUUCUCCACCAACUGAGCUACCCUAGGACACUGGCGUUUUUGACCAUUGCCAACAUUUCUAUAAUUUCUCUCUCCCUCACACAUCCCAUCCCCUAAUUUCUUCUCCAACCUAAGCCUACUCAGUUCCUUCAAUUACUUUUCUUCUAAACAGAUGCCCAUUUCUUCUUUUUAAAAUCCUCAAGGCCAAUUCAAGAUUAUUGUAGGCCAAUCCAGUAUGAGAUCGCAAACAGAGGAGGAUUAAUUUCAACCAAAAACUCCAAAGUGCAGUCAUUGAGAUAUACAAAUGGAAGAAGCAGUUGGUGUUUACCAGCAAGCUUAAAUAAAACAGGCAACAACAACAGCAGCCUGGAGAAAUUUAUGUCAAGUUGUGUAAAAAUAUUCUUUUUCUGUUGGCACCAUAUUUUUUGUCAUGAUUCAAUAACAGGAAGCAAAUCUUUAUAAAAACCUAAAAGCACAGAAAAGGUCUACAACAACUUGGAUAGAAAAUUACGUGUAGGGUUCUCAGCCCAUGGGCAGUAUAGUAAAUAAUAUACAAAUAAUCUCCUCCUCUGACCAUCCUCUUUUGCCAUUGGGGAAGGCAGAUGGCAUAGUUGGAAAAUGUAGAUCUUGUAAGUAUUGCUGUUGGGCAUGAUCAAGAUGACAACACCAGAAGGAAAAUGUUAACAGGUAAUUUCAGUAUCAAGUUGUGAUAUCUCCUUAAUCAUAGAAUUGUGGAGUUGGAAUGGACCCUGAGGAUCAUCUAGUCCAACCCCCUGCAAUGCAGGAAUAUGCAGCUGUCCCAUACGGGGAUCGAACCUGCAACCUUGGCAUCACCAGCACCAUGUUGUAACCUACUGAGCUAUAAUCAGUGCCAUUGCUUCAGGGGCACUGAUAGUCUCACAUUUAUUGCUCCAUCUACAAUCUGUUUGUUGUUCAAACAGACAUAGUUUGUUGUUCUUUAGUCAUUUAGUCGUGUCCGACUCUUCGUGACCCCAUGGACCAGAGCACGCCAGGCACUUCUGUCUACCACUGCCUCCCGCAGUUUGGUCAAACUCAUGCUGGUAGCUUCGAGAACACUAUCCAACCAUCUCGUCCUCUGUCGUCCCCUUCUCCUUGUGCCUUUCCCAACAUCUUUCCCAACAUCAGGGUCUUUUCCAGGGAGUGUUCUCUUCUCAUGAGGUGGCCAAAGUAUUGGAGCCUCAGCUUCAGGAUCUAUCCUUCCAGUGAGCACUCAGGGCUGAUUUCCUUCAGAAUGGAGAGGUUUGAUCUUCUUGCAGUCCAUGAGACUCUCAAGAGUCUCCUCCAGCACCAUAAUUCAAAAGCAUCAAUUCUUCGGCGAUCAGCUUUCUUUAUGGUCCAGCUUUCACUUCCAUACAUCACUAAGACAUAGUUUAGGUAACUUGAAUCUGAUCAUAUGACUAGGUCUGAAAUAGUACAUAAGUUUUUAUAGGCCUUAGCUUCACAAUCCUUCUCAACCUUUCGGAUCUUAACAUAGUGCACUCCAGUUGAGGCCUUCCUGCUGUCCUCAACAUUUUAGCAAUAUCCUUGGGGAGGAGGGCUUUCUUCCAUCUUGGCCGUAACCUAAUACAGCCUCUGUUUGAUGUUACCCUAGUUGAUCAAGACACACCUGGUGAACUCCAUCAAAGCGCUGCAGAAACAUUACGUGACUUCCGACGCCCUCGUGACCAGUGACGAUGGAGAUGCCAACACCCUCUGCUGCGCCCUCGAAGCAGUGUUUGUGCACGGCUUGAAGGCCAAGCACAUCAAGGCAGAAUCAGGAGCGAAAGGGAGGAAAUUUGCCGGGCGCCUGCCCCUUCCCCAACCAGCCUUUUGGGCCCUGCUGAAAACUAUCACACACAGGUGAGGUGGGGAAGACAGCCGCUGUGAGGGUGGAGAUUGCAGCCAUCAGCAAAAUUUGCUGAUAUUACAUGCUUGAACAUUGCUGGGUGUGGAGUGGGGGCAUUUGCGAGAUGCAAAUGUGAGAUUUCUGCUUACGGUGGUUAACCGAAGUUCAAGGGGAUAUGGCUGAUGGAGGGACUUCUCAUCUCUUCUUGCUAAAGUCCUGCUAGGAAUUUAGGCGGAUAUAGGCAAAAACUCCUGCCAACCUAGCAGUUAGAAAGCAAGUCCAAGUGCAAGUAGAUAAAUAGGUACCGCUCUGGCGGGAAGGUAAACGGCGUUUCCAUGUGCUGCUCUGAUGUCGCCAGAAGCGGCUUAGUCAUGCUGGCCACAUGACCUGGAAGCUGUACGCCAGCUCCCUCGGCCAGUAAAGCGAGAUGAGCGCCGCAACCCCAGAGUCGGCCACGACUGGACCGAAUGGUCAGGGGUGCCUUUACCUUUACCUUUAUAGGCAAAAAAAGUCAGGGGCUGGCUGGACAAUGAGGAGUGGCCGGGGAUCCCUGUCAGAGAACCUCAAAGGGAGGAGCCUCAGAAGAGGAAGGCUUUGGGUUGGGGUGGGACAAUGAAGACAGGUCAGAGGAGGAAUGGGGGAAUAAAAAAACUUCUUGUUUUUUAACAAACCCUUCCCCACUUUCCAAGGUCCUUCAGAGCUCCCCCCCUUCCCCCUCCCCUUUUAUGAAGAUCACCUGCUCUGAGACCCCACAGCUAAUUCUCCCCUGGCCUCUUUGCUGGCCCAAUAAUAAUAAUAAUAAUUAUUUAUACCCCGCCCAUCUGUCUGAGUUUCCCCAGCCACUCUGGGCGGCUCCCAAUCAAAUGUUAAAAACAGUACAGCAUUAAAUAUUAAAAACUUCCCUGAAAAACUUGCCUUCAGAUGUCUUUUAAAGAUAGGAUAGCUGAUUAUUUCCUUCACAUCUGAAGGGAGGGUGUUCCACAGGGUGGGUGCCACUACCUAGAAGGCCCUCUGUCUGGUUCCCUGUAACCUCAUUUCUCGCAAUGAGGGAACCGCCAGAAGGCCCUCGACGCUGGACCUCAGUGUCUGGGCUGAACGAUGGGGGUGGAGACGCUCCUUCAGGUAUACAGGACCGAGGCCGUUUAGGGCUUUAAAGGUCAGCACCAACACUUUGAAUUGUGCUCGGAAACGUACUGGAAGCCAAUGCAGAUCUAUCAGGACUGGUGUUAUGUGGGAUCAAGUAGGAUCAAUUAAGCCCUGGGGAUUAUCUAAUUGAUUUUUGAUUUUUGAAUUUUAUUGUUAUUCAUAUUUUAUACUGUAUUUUAUGCUGCUUUUAUAAUUGUUUUAAAGUGUUUUAAAUUUGUUGUUAGCUGCCCUGAGCCCGGUUUUUGAACUGGGAAGGGCAGGAUAUAAAUUAUUAUUAUUAUUAUUAUUAUUAUUAUUAUUAUUAGAGCUGCAGCAUUAAUGGGCCUUGUGCUCUCUCCCCCUUUCCUGCUCCUCUCUUUACUUUUCUCCAGAAACAUCAUUUCUGAGCUGGAGCACCUGGACUUCAUCAACACAGACGUGGGCCGCUGCCGUGCUUGGCUAAGGCUGGCGCUGAAUGACGGCUUGAUGGAAUGCUACCUGAAGCUCUUGCUCCACGAGAAAGCCCACCUCUCUGAGUAUUACCAUUCGCCAGCCCUGCUACUGGACACCGAGGAGGUUGAGUUCCUUCUCACUUACCUGCAGGGCUUGUCCUCCCUGGCCUUUGACCUCUCCUACAAGUCGGCAGUUUUGAACGAAUGGACGGUCACCCCUUUAUCCCUCUCGGGACUUUGCCCAGCCUCAGAGCUGCUUGUGAGUUUGGAGCCCCGGAGGAAAGAAUCGCUGGGCUCCCUCUCGCUGUCUUCUGGCUCGGAUGACGCUGAGGCUUCCCCAGCCCUCUUGCCCGCCGCUAAAAGCCAACGGGCAGAGAAACUCACCGCAUCCAACCUGAGCAUCAGCACAACAGGUUCCUCACAGCUGUCUUCCAGCCUCGGCUCCGACGGCCUUACCCCGGGGACAUCUGCUGCCACGCAGAACGCGGACGGGGGUGAGGAGCCCAUCUCGGAUGAUGCUGACCCUGGCGUGGCAACAGCAAAAGACUUGGACCAGUCUCUCCAAGAGUGAGUAUGCGGAGGAAAGGGGAAGACCUUAUUAUUAUUAUUUUUUAACAAUAAUAUUUAUUAAAUUUCAUCAACAGACAUAACAAAAAAGAAAAUAUACAACAACACAAUAGAAAAGUGAAAAAGAAGGGGGGGAAAGUAACAAACUUAAGAUACCUAAACAGGAAAAAAAGGAAACUCAAUUAAUUCAUUAAAAUGCAUUUUCAUAAACAUUUUGGUUGACUUCCUCUAAUCUCCUCCAUCUGAAUUUCCUCUUAAUUUGAAUGUAGCAGUUUCCAAUAUCAUUAUUUCAUAAAACAAUAUUACAGUCGCAUUCCAAUUUCUUUACCUUUCUUAUAAUACAUUUUCUUAUUUAUAUAUUUGAAUCUAAUUUAAUCCUAGGCCUGAUUGGUUCUUUCAAGUGAUUACAUAUCUUUAAUAUUAGAAUAUUUGUUCAAAUAGUCUUUAAAUUUCUUCCAAUCUUCUUGGUAUUCCUCUUCCUGCUGGUCGCGGAUUCUCCCGGUGAGAUCAGCCAGCUCCAUAAAUUCCAUCAUCUUCAUCUGCCAUUCUUCUACCGUUGGUAAUUCUUGUGUUUUCCAUUUUCUGGCUAGUGAAAUCCUAGCUGCUGUUGUGGCAUACAAAAAUACUAGGGGAAGACCUUAUUAGAGCUUGUCAGAUGGCAAAGGUGGUCGCUCACGAGUAACCAGGCAGGACUCUUUACAGGUUUUAUUUAGGUGCAAAAUUAUUUACAGUGCAGAACCCCAAAGUUCAUGUCUGCCUCAAUUGCUAGCAGAAUCCAGGAGUGCUUGUUUCCUCCCCCAACAUAAAAGUCUCGCUACGCCCAGCCUUUUCCUUCCCUCUUUGCGCUUUAGACUUCUGCGCAGGGUGGGCAAUGGAAGGGGCAUGCUUCCCUCCGGGCUGGCUUGGCCAGGAGUGGGGCUGAGGCUCCCACCAGCAUCCUCUGAUCCUUUCAUCUCUUCCCCACUAGAGGUGGGGCUUUCCUCCUCACCGGAAGAGGAACUGCUUUGCAAGAUUUUCGGAGGCUCCCUGUAACACAACUGCCCCUCUGUUUCCAGCCCCUGCUCUGAUGGCAGUUCCCUGACAGAGCUGGUAAAUUGUGUUCAGAUCCUGAUACCAGUCUGAGCUAGCCAAUGCAUCACGGUGGGCAGGGACCCGUGAUGUAUUCCCAGCUCAAAUUGCCGGCAGGCAGGCAGGCAGGCGGAUGGAGCCUGAGAAAGUUUUGGGCAAGCAUGUUCUUGGAUACAUUCCAGACAUCAUGAUAUAUCAGCAUAUCACACUAUUCAGCUGGUGAUAUAUCACGAUGGGGAUGCGGGUGGCACUGUGGUCUAAACCACUGAGCCUCUUCGGCUUGCUGAUCAGAAAGUCGGUGGUUCGAAUCCCUGUGACAGAGUGAGUUCCCGUUGCUCUGUCCCAGCUUCUGCCAACCUAGCAGUUCGAAAGCACACCGGUGCAAGUAGAUAAAUAGGUACCGCUGUGGCAAGAAGGUCAACAGGGUUUCCGUGAGCUCUGAUUUCCGUCACGGUGUUCUGUUGCGCCAGAAGCGGUUUAGCCAUGCUGGCCGCAUGACCCGGAAAGCUGCCUGUGGACAAACGCCGGCUCCCUUGGCCUGAAAGUGAGAUGAGCGCUGCAACCCCAGAGUCUCCCUUGACUGGACUUAACCGUCCAGGGGUCCUUUACCUUUUUUUUUACCUUUAUACAGUGGUACCUCAGGUUAAGAACUUAAUUCGUUCUGGAGGUCUGUUCUUAACCUGAAACUGUUCUUAACCUGAAGCACCACUUUAGCUAAUGGGGCCUCCUGCUGUUGCCACGCCGCCGGAGCAUGAUUUCUGUUCUCAUCCUGAAGCAAAGUUCUUAACCCAAAGUACUAUUUCUGGGUUAGCGGAGUCUGUAACCUGAAGCGUAUGUAACCCGAGAUACCACUGUAUAACGAUAUUGAAAACCAGAUUUCUCCUAGACCUUAUCAUAUCUUACUUUGGCAAUGAGUUUAUUUUAUUUUUUCCUAAUCUUUGAUCUUGGUGUACCUGGGAAGUUCCAGGUGGAUAGCAACCUGUUAUUAAAAUCAUGCAUGGAAGCCUUAUAUUUGGCAGGCUGAAUUAAUGUAUGGAAACCAGCCUUCUUCCCCUACCUAACAGAAAGUUGCUCUGAUAUCGUUAGACCUCUUUGUCAGGCAUUUCUUGCCCCUUUGAGUAUAUAUGAGGUGUCCCCAACUCCCCCAAUAAACAUAUUUUCCACUUCCAGUGUUCAACUCUCUGCUUGGAAUGUUCCAUGACAUCACAGCAGCGCAGCCAAUGGCUAAGGGGCUUGCCCACAGCUGGCAUGCGAUGUCUGGUUUUGAAUCUGUUACAUGAUAUUUCUACCAGGUUGAGUGGUCAGAGUUUCUUUCUUUUUGCUUUAUUAAAUUUAUAGGCUGCCCUUCAUCCAAGGAUCGCAGGGCGGUUUGCAGUAUUAUGUGUAGCCCAGUCCAGAUCACAAAUGUGACUGAUCUGAGAACUUGAUCACGCACUUCCACAGCCGAUAGAGAGGCACUUUCUCAGCCUCAAAUAAUACUCUCAGAUUGAAAACAGCAAAAGCGCUAAUUGAGGAUAGUUGCUUCUGAGUAGCAUAGUAAGGUUUAUUACAGAAAAGGUGCUGCCGAGCAGAUCACAGAAGCUAAAGUCAUUAUCUUUUAAGCCCAGUACCCUGAUCUAAGCUGCAAUCCUAAAAACACACCUGGGAAUAAACCCCACUGUGUUUUUUCAAAUAAAUAAGCACGCCUAGGAUUGCACUGCUAAUAAAAAAAAAACCCAGAGAGACAGAACAUUAUGGUACCACACAAUCACCAUUCACCUUGGUGAGCCAAAGAAAGACAUUAAAGACACUCUAUUAAAUGACUCAUAUAUGUGGUGUGAAGCUAAGAUCCCGAAGGAAGCUGUGGAUCCCAGAGGAAAUCACCCAUAACUGACACAUAUGCAAUGUAUGGAUGCUCAUAUUUUUUAGCUGUAGCUUUCCCAACACGACCUCCUCUACCCUCUUGAGCUUUUUGAGCUCAGCAGAUAAUUCCCAGUAUUGAAGGAAGAGCCACGCUAGCUUUCCAUUUUGACAUUUAUUGGUGUUAAGCAAAUACUGCAAUAGGUAUUGUGCCUGAAACUACCUUUUAAGCCAGCUUCCAGGUCCACAACAACCUUUUGUAUGAGAUGAGGAAGCUGUGGCUGGGGGUGGCUGGCUGGCUUGCCCAACAAAAUUUGUGGCUAAGGAAGAAUUUGAACUCGUGUCUGAGUCACAACAUACUCCCCUCCGUCUCACUUUCUGUAUAACGAUCCACUCCAUUCUCAAAAGGGAGUGCUAAACCACAAAAAAAGCAAAUUCCUUUGCAUUAAUCUUAUUAUCCAACUCAGUGCAUAGAACUAACACAUUUAUAUACAUGUGCUAAAAUUCCUUAUUUCAGGCUAAAAUUGGUGUCUUAGCAGAUAAGGAGCCUGGAGACCAUUUGAUGUCCAAAGGGGGUUACUGAAUGCCUUGCCUCUGUUGGCAUAGCACAGAGUUUCCCAAACUUUGGAUCGCUAGCUGUUUUUGGACUACAACUCCCAUCGUCCCUAGCUGACAGGACCAAUGGUCAGGGAUGAUGGGAGUUGUAGUCCAAAAGCAGCUGGAGAGAGACCCAAGUUUGGGAAACCCUGUCAUAGCACACGGUAUAGUGGGAGAUGCAAUCAAACAGAUAACAUGCCCCACACACACUCUUUUGAGUUUUGUUUUAAACUUUUGUUUUUCUUUCAAGGGUGCUAGCAGAAUUCAGCAGAGCACAGGGAAAGCCGGAAUCGACAGAAGCCAAGCAAGUUGACACCCUGUCGACUUCUUCCUCACUGCAGUGCCCCUGUCCCGCCACUGAUCUCUGCACCGCACGCCUUCCUUGUCCUGUAACAGCUAAACACCCUGCCAGCAUCAAACCUCCUGACGCAGCAGACUCACAGCUUCCAAGUCCAGGUGACCCACCUCAAACCAAGGAAGCAGCUCCCGGUUCCAGGGUCCAGCAAGCGCCUGCGCUGGACACAGCAGACGUUGCUAAAGGAAUAGCGGAUCCAUCCCAAACUCAUCGUAGCCUCAAGAGAGGAGGGGCUAAAUAUAGGAUCAGUCAAGUUGUUGUCCAUGAGGAAAGCCACCCAAGGGCAGGACGACUUCUCUCACCAAUCUCACCUGUAAGUCAUACCUUGCCUCCCCAAAUCCUAUGAGGUCCUGUUAAAAUCUUUACUAUUUCGCUCUUGUGAAAAGAAAAUUCAGAAUGGGAUUUCGGUAUAGUUCUGGUGGCAAGUGCGAAAGCCCAAAUGUUUUGCUCAAAAGCCCAGUGACAGCAUGUCUCUGAAGUUGUGUGAAUGUGUUUGGUGCACAAGAGGGUUUUUGACUUCUUGGACAAGCUUGGAAUUUUAGGAGAUCAUAGGUAAAGGGUAAAGCGACCCCUGACCAUUAGGUCCAGUCGUGACCGACUCUGGGGUUGCGGCGCUCAUCUCACUUUAUUGGCCGAGGGAGCUGGCGUACAGCUUCCGGGUCAUGUGGCCAGCAAUGACUAAGCUGCUUCUGGUGAACCAGAGCAGCACACAGAGACGCUGUUUACCUUCCCGCCGGAGUGGUACCUAUUUAUCUACUUGCACUUUGAGGUGCUUUCGAGCUGCUAGGUUGGCAGGAGCUGGGACCGAGCAACGGGAGCUCACCCCGUCGCGGGGAUUCAAACCGCUGACCUUCUGAUCGGCAAGUCCUAGGCUCUGUGGUUUAACCCACAGCGCCACCCGCGUCCUGAGUUAGGAGAUCAUACUAUGCUUUUAAAAAGGCCCCCCUGCCCAAAUUAGACUGACUAGUCAAUCUUGAGUUUUUAUUUUCACUACUUAUUGAACGAUCUCACUGUUCAUUCAUGAUCCUCUGGGAACCUGAGGGGGUGUGGGUAGGCUUAACCUGCUCAAAUGUGGCUGUUCGUCUGACGUCAGCCAGCCUCUUGUGACUAAUACAAAUUAUAGGUACAAGAAUUAGCAGAGUCUCUCCUGCUCCUCUCAGUGAGUGAGUGGUGUUGACGAAGCAGUUACUCUGCAGGUCAGGAAAUGCUUUUCCUUGCAGUUAAUUGGGAACUUCCUCUCCCCAAUUCCAUUUCCUCUUUGUACCGGGUGCCUUCAAAGGAAGCCUCUCCCUCAUACCUGGCGGUCAGCCAAUCUGUAUGUUACACACGCAGCAGGAAGUGAUGUCAUGCUGCUUGAGUCAACCUGCCCACAUACCUGCUCUGCGUUCUGCAGAGGAGAGCCCUUUAAAACCUUAAGGUCCAGCGGUUGAAAGCUUGCUGCACUUAAGACUUAGGAUAGGCGUUCCCAUAACCAGUCACCGUGGGUCCUGUGUCUACUGUAUGGAAAUCUGGGAGCCAUGGGUUUAUAUCACAUCUCAGCCCGUGACUCAUUGCCUUGGUUCCUCAUCUAUAAAAUAGGCGUAUUAAUCAUCUGUCUUGCAAAGCUACUGCCAGGGCAAACAAGGCAGAAAUCCCGUGUGGGGCUGAACAAAUAUUUCAAAUUCCUGAAUGUAUUGCAGAUCUCUAGGGGAUAAUGAUGCUUGUCAUUUUUCUAGCGAUACACAAAUUAUUAACCAUAAUGAUAAUCAAGAUUGUUCCUGAACAUGGUCUUAACAGUGAGUCUGUAAGUGACUGUGGAGGCCAAUUCUGGAUAUACAUGUCAUUCCGCAGUGAGGACAUAGGUUUCUGGGUGGGAGUUGAUCACAGUGAGGGUUUGCCAAGUGUGCCUUCCUCUCAGCUCGUUCCUCCCUUUCGUCCUGAGUUUGAGUGUCUUCAAAGCCUUUGGUAAAGGCUGUUCUCCAAUUGGAGCGCUCGUGGGCCAGUGUUUCCCAGUUGUCGGUGUUUAUACUACAUUUUUUUAGGUUUGCCAUGAGAGAGUCUUUAAGCCUCUUUUGUUGACCACCAGCAUUACGCUUUCCACUUUUAAGUUCGGAAUAGAGUAGUUGCUUUGGAAGAUGAUAAUCAGACAUCUGCACAACAUGACCAGUCCAACCAAGUUGAUGUUGAAGAAUCUUUGCUUCAAUCAUGCCAUCCUGUAUUUCACUGGGAUCAACAACUCAGCCCACAUCGACCCUUAAGCCCAACUCCCUGAGCGCUGCACUGUGUUCGGUUUGGAAGAAACUAGUAACCUUUAAACCAAUUAAACAAUUUUGCACUUAGUAAUUUUGCUUUCGGACACACUAAUGCCACAGCCAAAUCUUACUCCACUUUGUUCAGUGGUGCUUGUUUCUGAAUAAGGGUGGAUAGGACAGAAGCUUAAACCUUCAAGUAAAUUAUCUUGCUUAGUAUCCUUCAUAAGGAGACAUAUUUGGUUCUGCAAUACCAAAAGCUGUGUGAGCGGCAUGGCCAGACAUUUUGAAUUGCGGUUACCUAAGUGUCCUAUUUUGUUCGGUCCCAGCUCCUGCCCACCUAGCCGUUCGAAAGCGCAUCAUGUGCAAGUAGAUAAAUAGGUAUCGCUCCAGCGGGAAGGUAAACGGCGUUUCUGUGCGCUGCUCUGGUUUGCCAGAAGCAGCUUAGUCAUGCUGGCCACAUGACCCGGAAGCUGUCUGUGGACAAACACCGGCUCCCUCGGCCUAUAGAGCGAGAUGAGCGCGCAACCCCAGAGUCGUCCGCGGCUGGACCUAGAGGUCAGGGGUCCCUUUACCUUUAAGUGUCUAUUUAGUUACAAACCAAUAUAUACGUAUCACUAGAGCAAUCAUUUAGAAUGCAUGCUUGCUCAAAAAGUAUGUGAGCUUUAUUUAGAUCAAGUUUUAUCAUUGGUGUCUUUUCUUGAUGGUUUAAAAUUGACGGUUUCGACCACCUUAAUUUAAAACAGGCCACCCUCAGGAUAACAACCACCUCUAUACAAUGUCUCCCACCUUAUGGACAUCGGGGUGUAUAUUGACUUGGAUCAAGGGGGCUCCAUUUAGUCUUAGCCACUGAUAAACCUACCCACUCCAAAUACUGACCCUGUUCUAAAUCCAUUGAGGGAGGCUCGUGCAGGUGAUGGUUGGGGUCAAAGCCAAAAGUGGGAGAAAACGCCCCACUUUUCUUUCUCUUUUGGAAACCCCUUCUCUCCCCUUUCCUCCGUGUCCAAGCAGGAUGUUGGGAGGAAGCUGGACCAGUCUCGUCGGGGGACUGAACUAAUUGCUCAUAGGAGACUUAUUUUCCCUCCUUCAAUCUCUUCAUUUCUUUUGGUUUUUCAUCCUGGUUUCCCCUUGGACUCCCCACACCCUGCUACUUGAAAUUACGCCAAGGGACACAGGCCUUCCAGCCCUACUACAGGGCUUGGGCAGGAACUGCGCCACUUCUAUAAAGCCCUUAGCGCGGUAAAAACGCUAUUUGCUACUUGUUAAUUUCCCUGUUGAAUAGUCCAGCUGAAUUCAGCUCUUUCUGUUCCCCGACAGGAAACAAACUGGAUCACCGAGGAUGACAUUUACCUUCCCUCUCCUCCUCCUGAGGAGACGGGGAAAGGCCUUUCCCGUUCACUCAGUCCCUCGCCAGAGCGCCCUGCCAAUAGCCAGCCAUCGAUACCAAGUGGCGCUCUGGAUCAAGACAAGCUUCACUUGACGUCAGCCAAGGCCAGGAAGCCCCAACUGUCCCCCGAGGCGGAAUCGAAGGGCUUUAGCGUCGUUCACCGGAGGCAAAUGGGUAACGGUCUUUCUCCCAUGGGGUGAAUGAUGGGGCGGGGAGGAGAAAGUGAUAGAAGAUAAAUUUGGGGUUGGCUUUAACAGCCCAACUCCCCAUCAAGGGACUUCGUGUCCCCCUAAAUCAGAGAAGAACGUGUGGAGGCAGGAACCAGUCGAAGCAAGGCAAAUCUUUAUAUUUUUUCCAGUUGCAGCAGAGUUCCGGCCCUUGUAAGGAGGGGAGGGCCUAGAAUAAAAGUGCGUAACAACUUUUAAAGACUUUAGAAUUUGCCAGACCCCCUUAGCCAAAGACCACCUACAAGCAUCAUGCCACUAAGAGGCAGUCUACAUUACAACAGAAAUUUGAGAGUGUGGCUUGUCUGUCAAGAUAUCAGAUAAUGGUCACUGAUUGCCUUAUACUGGCCAGUCUGGCCAUUCUUUCAAAAUGGUAAAUACCUUAGUUCUUAAAUCCAUUGUCCCAGACUUCCCUUAUUCAUGUGAUAAGUCUGUUUACAGGGUUUGAAGGAUUUUGCAACUGAAAAGAACUAUUUCCAAGAUCAUAGAAUCGUCAAGCUGGAAGGGACCCCAAGGGUCAUCUAUUCCAACCCCCUGCAGUGCAGGACUGAUUUGUUGUUGUUUAGUCGUUUAGUCGUGUCCGACUCUUCGUGACCCUAUGGACCAGAGCACGCCAGGCACUCCUGUCUUCCACUGCCUCCCGCAGUUUGUUCAAACUCAUGCUGGUAGCUUCGAGAACACUGUCCAACCAUCUCGUCCUCUAUUGUCCCCUUCUCCUUGUGCCCUCCAUCUUUCCCAACAUCAGGGUCUUUUCCAGGGAGUCUUCUCUUCUCGUGAGGUGGCCAAAGUAUUGGAGCCUCAGCUUCAGGAUCUGUCCUUCCAGUGAGCACUCAGGGCUGAUUUCCUUCAGAGUGGAGAGGUUUGAUCUUCUUGCAGUCCAUGGGACUCUCAAGAGUCUCCUCCAGCACCAUAAUUCAAAAGCAUCCAUUCUUCGGCGAUCAGCCUUCUUUAUGGUCCAGCUCUCACUUCCAUACAUCACUACUGGGAAAACCAUAGCUUUAACUAUAUGGACCUUUGUUGGCAAGGUGAUGUCUCUGCUUUUUAAGAUGCUGUCUAGGUACUUCCAUCUAUUGCAGAGGAAAAUAUUUGGAGUCAUUAAGAGAGUCAAGAUGGCCACGGGAUUGCUCCCCUGUACUAUUUCAGACAUGUGGUUUAUGUACUUAACAUAUGUGUGUUUACCUUGUGCGCUUAUGAGCGCUGAUUGCGUUUAUGUCACCUUAGAAUUCUUAUGACGAAAGACAAGACAAAACGGUGGUCAGCGGCAUCGUUAUUUAUGACUUCUGAAUCACUUUGGCUGGGUCUGUAAUACCCUUCUUCUUUUUUAUCCUCCACCUCCAGGCCUUUCGAACCCUUUCCGUGGCCUGCUGAAGCUGGGGACCCUGGAGCGGCGAGGAGGCAUGGGCAUCUGGAAGGAGUUCUUCUGCGAGCUUUCGCCGCUGGAGCUGCGCCUCUUUGUGGACAGCGAGGAGCGGGUGUGCGUGGAGACCUGUUCCCUGCUGAGGUGCGAUUGCCUGGGGGCAGCUCACAGCGACGGCCGCUUUGACCUGUCCUUCUCGGGCAAACGGCUUUGCCUCCGAGCCGCCUCUCAAGACGAGGCGGAGGAUUGGCUGGACCGGCUGCACGAGGCACUUCAGAAAUGUAGGCCUCAGCCGGACGAAGGCUGGGAGACCCUGGAGGGCACCGAAGCAGCGGAGGACCCGGAUGCGAACUCUGCCGGUGGUCCGCCCGGCGAGCUUUCGGCCCUCUUGCAAUACAACGGGACAGGCAGCAACGGGCUGGACUGGACGUGCGGUUGGGACCCCGAGCUGGAUGCGGUCAAGGAGUCUGUUUUGUACCUGGAAACCGAAAAGACGUGGUCCCCUUUUGUGUUCUCCUUGUCCUUAGAAGCCCUGAAGUGCUUCAGGGCCCGGAACGGGGAGAAAACGCUGAGCAACAGCUACGGGAUCGAGACCAUACAGGACAUCCUGCCCGACGUGAGCCUGGGGGGCCCGGCCUUCUUCAAGGUCAUCACGUCGAAAGCGGUGCUGAAGCUGAGAGCCGAGAACGCGGAGGAGGCAGCCGACUGGAGGGACUUGGUCCGCCGGAUGCUGAUGUCGUACCUGGAGACAGCGGAGGAGGCCUUGAGCCUGGGGGGCAACCUGGACGGGAACUCGCAGGCCGUUUUGAAAAGCACCACCAAGGGGAAUGGCUUCCUCCUCAAGUACCUGGUUGCCAUCCCCACAGAGAAAGGCCUGGACUGCCAGAGCUUCAUCUGUGCGGGUAGGUUGGGGAGCGGCAAGGUGGCUGCAACACAGAGCUCGGGGUGGGGAAACAGAUACAGUGGUACCUCGGGUUAAGUACCGUAUUUUUUGUUCUAAAAGACUUACUUUUUCCCUCCUAAAAAGUAAGGGGAAAUGCGUGUGCGUCUUAUGGAGUGAAUGCAGGCUGCGCAGCUAUCACAGAAGCCAGAACAGCAGGAGGGAUUGCUGCUUUCACUGCACAGUGAUCCCUCUUGCUGUUCUGGCUUCUGAGAUUCAGAAUAUAUUUUUUCUUGUUUUCCUCCGCCAAAAACUAGGUGCGUCUUGUGGUCUGGUGUAUCUUAUAGAGCGAAAAAUACAGUACUUAAUUCGUUCUGGAGGUCCGUUCUUAACCUGAAACUGUUCUUAACCUGAAGCACCACUUUAGCUAAUGGGGCCUCCUGCUGCUGCCGCCGCACUGCCACAGCACGAUUUCUGUUCUCAUCCUGAAGCAAAGUUCUUAACCCGAGGUACUAUUUCUGCGUUAGCGGAGUCUGUAACCUGAAGCGUAUGUAACCCGAGGUACCACUAUACAGAAGACUCUCAAAAUUGCCGAGGGCCAGUUUGUAGCAUCCUUGUUGUUGUUUAGUCGUGUCCGACUCUUCGUGACCCCAUGGACCAGAGCACGCCAGGCACUCCUGUCUCUGUCCAGGGAGUUUUCUUGGCAGGGAUACUGGAGUGGCUUGCCGGUUCCUGCUCCAGGUGGAUCACAUUUGGUCAAAACUCUCCGCUAGGACCUGUUCAUCUUGGGUGGUCCUGCAUGGCAUAGCUCAUAGCUUCUCUGAGUUAUUCAAGCCCCUUCACCACGGCAAGGCAGUGAUCCAUGUAGGGGUAGCAUCCUUAGGAACCCUUAGCAUAAGAAGAGCCCUGCUAGAUCAGGCCGAAGGCUCAUUUUAUCCAGCAAUCUGUUGCCACAGUGGCCAACCAGGUGCCCAGCAGGACCCGAGUGCAACGGCGCUCUCCGAUUCUAGCAAUUCUAAGCAACUGGUAUCCUGAGACAUCCUGCCUCUAUUUCAGGCUCCGGGGAAUUCUCUCCCUCCCCUGGUGGCCGCAAGGAGCAGAGAAAAACAAAAAGUUCUUACUAAUGAGUUUAUUCAGUCAUCGCACCAAGAGACAAGGAAUGCAAUCUGCCUCCCUUAACGGCGUUGCUCCAACUGAGCUCCUCCCGCCUCCCUUCCUUCCAACAGCACUUUCCCUUACGGUGGCCGCCAAGGGCUAAUUGUCUCUGAGUGCUUUGCUCUUGCACCCUCAAUGAAUGUCGAGUUCUGGGAGAAGGGGGCUCAGAAAUAAUAUCCAGUGAUAACGCGUCAGCUGUUCCGCUCUGUCUCUGUCUCCCCUGGCUCUGUCUCCCCCCCUCCCUUCUCCCAACACCUCCCAACUCUUCUGUUGGCCUGUCUCGGAGCUGUAACCUUCCUCAAACCACUGCUGUAAUUCAAUACAGUCAUACCUCGGGUUACAGACACUUCAGGUUGUGUUUUUUUGGGUUACGGACUGCCGAAACCUGGAAGUACCGGAACGGGUUACUUCUGGGUUUCGGCAGUUGCGCAUGCGCAGAAGUGCUAAAUUGCACUUUGUGCAUGCACAGAAGCACUGAAUCGCAACCCGCGUGUGCGCAGAUGCACCACUGUGGGUUGUGAACGUGCAUCCCGCACGGAUCACGUUUGCAACCCAAGCGUCCACUGUACUGCCUUCCUCUCCUCUGGAAGCUUCAGGAGAAGGGGCGGGGGGAGAUCUCCACCAUUCCUCCUCCAACUCGCCCCUUUCAGUCCAGUGCCUGACACUCUGACAGGGGAGAUAUAACGUAGCUGUUGUGGCUGGCAGCCAUUACCAUUUCUGCUUUUCUUUCCAGGCUGCUCCAGGCAGAUUGGCUUUUCCUUCGUGAAGCCGAAGCUUUGCGCAUUCACAGGCCUCUACUAUUGUGACAGCUGCCACUGGGAUGAAGAGUCCGUGAUUCCUUCACGGCUGAUUCACAACUGGGAUCUCACCAGGCGUCCGGUAAGUCUGGGCGACUUGAGGAUAGGGGGCACAGGCCUGGGGUGGCAACAGCCCCGGUGAGGCGGGGGGGGGGGCGUACAGUGCUCCGAUUGACUCCUGAUGUGGCUCGUGCAUUGUUCAUUUUGUUAUAAUAAAAACUGCUUCCUUUCCUUUAUGGGGUAUUCCGGAGCCCAUAUAGAGUCCUUAAGUGGGUUCCCUAUCGGUAGAAGAAAAUAACAGAGGCCAACCAGAGUAUAUUGAGAAGCAAAGUAGCUACUAAGCCUGAUUUUUAUUCAAGGAGCUGUUGCAACAGGGUCCCCACUCACCACAUGCAGGAGGGAGGAGAACCCUGAAAAAUGGUGCGCAAGCCCUUAUAUAGACUUUUGAAACUGCCCACCCUGUAGCCCACAACCACCCCCCUAAAAUAUCACACAUACAUCACAGAAGGAGGCGGUCUACAGCAGAAAUCCUGUCUGCCAGGAUACCUGAUAAUGGUCACUGGUUGCAUUACCUGGGCAGCCUGGCCAUUCUUUUGUGAUUGUUAAUACUUUAGUUCCUGAAUCCAGGUCACAGGUUCACGCUAUUCAUACACAAAGACUCCCUUUGGACAGGAUUUGCAAGCAAAAAGGCAAUGGGAAGGCUUUCCCCAUUUGCCUCCCUUACUGCAGAGGAAUAUUUGAGAUCAUUGGGAGAGUCAAAAUGGUUUCAGGAUUGCUCUUCCGUACUAUUUCAGACACAUGGUUCAUACAUUCAGAUAUGUGUGCAUUUAUGAAUUUGAGACCUUAAAAUUCUUAUAACAGUUUCUUAUUUGUCCUGAUUCUGAGGGACGCGGGUGGCGCUAUGGGUUAAGCCACAGAGCCUAGGACUUGCCAAUCAGAAGGUCGGCGGUUUGAAUCCCCGCGACGGGGUGAGCUCCCGUUGCUCAGUCCCUGCUCCUGCCAAACUAGCAGUUUGAAAGCACAUCGAAGUGCAAGUAGAUAAAUAGAUACCACUCGGGCGGAAAGGUAAACGGUGUUUCCGUGCACUGCUCUGGUUCGCCAGAAGUGGCUUAGUCAUGCUGGCCACAUGACCCGGAAGCUGUACCCCGGCUCCCUCGGCCAAUAAAGCAACCCCAGAGUUGGCCACGACUGGACCUAAUGGUCAGGAGUCCCUUUACCUUUACCUUUACCUUUACUUGCAAAAAAUCUGGGCUUGUCAAGGCUGAGAGGAAGAUAAACGGAACUGAUAAUGGGGAAAUAUCCAGGGUGCUAGCCUGAAAUUGUAACCAGCCCCUCUGGCUGGCUUCUCUAGAUGCCAACGUAGGACACUUACAGGUGUUUUCAUCUCUUAGGUCUGCCGCCAGGCUCUGAAGUUCCUGUCCCAAAUUCAUAGCCAGCCCUUGAUCAACUUGAAGCUAGUGAACGAGACUCUCUAUGACCAUGUGGACCACAUGAGCCACAUCUACAAGAGCCGGGAGCAGCUGAAACUCCUUGGUGACUACCUGGUCCUUUGUCGCAGUGGAGCCCUGAAAGAGAUCAGCAAGAGGUGAGGCUUCACUAUACAGGGGGUCCACCUUCUCCCCCCCCCUUUCUUCCAGGCCCCAAGCCUUUGACCCAUACCCUCUUUUCUUUCCCCAAGUAAAUUUUUAUUGUUUUCCUUACACAUUCUUUUCCAACAAACCAUAUUAAUGCCAUACAUUCCCUUUGACUCUGCCGAGUCGCGACUCCCCUCCCUCCCUGCAGUUGGUAUAUUUAACCCCUUUCUAUCAAGCACAUCAUUCUCACAAUAGUACUAUUAUACAUUGAAGGUAUUAUGUCAAUCCUGCUAGUGUCUUGACCUCUUUACAAUUCUCCUUUAAAUAUUCAAUAAAUUUACUCCAGUUAUUUUGGUAUCUUUGGUCUUCCUGGUCCCGGAUCCUCCCUGACAAUUUGGCAAGUUCUGCAUAUUCUGUCAGCUUCACCUGCCACUCCUGGAUGGUUGGUAUGUCUUGUGUUUUCCAUCUUUGGGCCAGGAGGGUUCUUGCAGCGGCCGUACCAUACAUAAACAGAUUUUGGCCUUUGACCCAUUCUCUGUUGUCCAUGUUCCUAACUGGAUAAGGGCAGGCAGCUAACAUGCGUGGAAAAUGCCGUGCAGAUCCUUGAAGAUCUUGGCUUCAUUUUUUACGUACAUUUCAAAAAAGGAACGCUCCCUCCAUAAACCCUCCAGGUGACGAUUUCAAAGAGAGAAUGAGAUUUUGGGCAGAGCCUCUUUUGCUGAGUUGGUCCUCAGUUGAACAAGAUUCUUAGGAGUGGACUUGAGGCUGCUCGCAAAUAUUUGCUGCUUGCAAGUUACUUAUCCAGGGCACUGUUCCGUCAUCAAAUUAAACAAUGCUUUUGAAAACAAACUACCGUAUUUUUUGCUCUAUAAGACUCACUUUUUCCCUCCUAAAAAGUAAGGGGAAAUGUGUGUGCGUCUUAUGGAGCGAAUGCAGGCUGUGCAGCUAUCCCAGAAGCCAGAACAGCAAGAGGGAUUGCUGCUUUCAUUGCGCAGUGAUCCCUCUUGCUGUUCUGGCUUCUGAGAUUCAGAAUAUUUUUUUUCUUGUUUUCCUCUUCCAAAAACUAGGUGCGUCUUGUGGUCUGGAGUGAAAAAUAUGGUAAUUGGAAUGUGCUUAAAUGUCUGUUGAACAACCUAAACAUACUGCUGUUGAGGAAAUAAGCAGAGCUGUGUAUCAUUUCUAUUUUGUUAUUUUUUAAAAAGAAAAUCCUCAGAGAAAAAAAGGCUAUAUUCUGUACCAUCAAUACUGUUCUUCCCCAAACUUUUGAUACCUGCACAGUUUUUGCGUCCAGAUUAGCAUUAGAGGCAUGCUUCAGCUUUCCGCUGAACAAAUAUAUAUUAUUGACUGGCUCCAAAACCAAGGGCAGACCUCUUCCUUGCCAGUGCCUUCUGAUGCCUCACCUUCCCCAGUCGUGGACCUCUUCUUUCUGGGCAAUGGUGAUGCUAUGGGGAUUCCCCCAAGUCUGUCUGCUAAGGCACAGGCUGCAUCAAGGCAAUCCCUAAAAGAGAUUUCACUGCCUCUGCACUGGCAAAGAGAGAAGAAGUUCCAUGUAGGAGGUUCAGUGGAGGUGCCCUACUCCAACAGGGACAGAAUGGUGGGAUUAAUCCUACAUAGUGGUUUAGUUUUCCAAGGAAUGUCUCAGCCUUUUCACGGUACAUUAGUGCACCCACAGGGACGUGGGUGGCGCUGCGGGUUAAACCACAGAGCCUAGGACUUUCCAAUCAGAAGGUUGGCGGUUCGAAUCCCCGCGACGGGGUGAGCUCCCGUUGCUCAGUCCCUGCUCCUGCCAACCUAGCAGUUCAAAAGCACGUCAAAGUGCAAGUAGAUAAAUAGGUACCGCUCCAGCGGGAAGGUAAAUGGCAUUUCCGUGUGCUGCUCUGGUUUGCCAGAAGCAGCUUAGUCAUGCUGGCCACAUGACCCGGAAGCUGUACGCCGGCUCCCUCGGCCAAUAAAGCGAGAUGAGCAUCGCAACCCCAGAGUCGGUCACGACUGGACCUAAUGGUCAGGGGUCCCUUUACCUAGUGCAUCUUGGCAUAUAAUUUGGGGAUUGCUGUACCUUAUACAAAAUCUGUCCUUCAACCCAUGAAGCCUAGAAACUUUGGACUCAGCUAGGGGACGCAGGUGGCACUGUGGUCUAAACCACUGAGCCUCUUGGGUUUGCUGAUCAGAAGGUUGGCGGUUCUAAUCCCUGUGACAGGGUCCUAGCUCUAGCCAACCUAGCAGUUCGAAAGCACACCAGUGCAAGUAGAUAAAUAGGUACCGCUGUGGCAGGAAGGUAAACAGCAUUUCCAUGCGCUCUGGUUUCCGUCAUGGUGUUCUAUUGCACCAGAAGCAGUUUAGUCAUGCUGGCCACAUGACCCGGAAAGCUGUUGUGAACAAAUGCAGGCUUCCUUGGCCUCAAAAGUGAGAUGAGCACCGCAACCCCAGAGUCUCCUUUGACUGGACUUAACCGUCCAGGGGUCCUUUACCUUUCCUUUUCUUUUUUACAACAUUUUAAGUGCAUUAUACAAAUCUGACACUAGAUGGCACUGAUGAGCUAAUGGCAAAUUCCAGACAUACUUUACAACAUUUUUUAAAAAAGCAUUUUCACAGCAUUUUUUAUAUCUGUGGCAAAUGUAGAAGCAGGAGAUGCAGAGAAAUGAGAUUGGGGGAAACAGCCGAAGAAGGUUGACCGUAGACAUGCAUGAAAAUGUGUGGCCUUCCCUAUCGCCCUGUCCUUGCAAGCCAAUUAGGAGCAUAGGGAUUAUAUGGCUUCUAUACAGCUCUUGGCAGCAGAUGGGAAAAGCUCUUAAUAAACUGUUCCUUCUCUUUUGUAUCCUUUCCAAAGGCUCGAUCACCGGCACUACCUCCUGGAAUGUCCCCAUAAAUACAGCGUGGCUGACCUCAGGCAGGUAGGAGAUCUGGAAAGAGGAAGCUUCUGAAACGAGGGUUUGCCUCAGGAAAACGUACCCCACUUUAUCCACGAUUCCCCCACAACCCAGCCCAAGGCUGGCGCCCCUUAACCUACACACGUUAGAAUGCAGCGUGCUGAACCAAAACAGAGAAACUGGUCUGAGCAUGCUCAGAAGCAAGCUUUUAUUCCUUUGCCUUGAGAGAGCUUUGAAAACAGCUUUGGAGUCUUAAGGGCUCACAUGGAACCUCAUUGGUGCUCUCCCCAAUAUGUGCCAAAUUUCCCUUUUGUCCUGCAUGUUGCAGAUGCUUUGUUAUCUGUGUCAGACCUUCAGGUGUGAGUCAGUCACCUGGCCUCUCUGUAUUCACAGCUGCCUCAUAGAUAAAGGUUUCCCUUUUACGACCACCCUUCCCCACCUGCUAAUACCUACGGGACCGCCUCUCCUGAUAUGUCCCACGGAGGACCUUACGGUCUUCAAAUAAAAACAUUUUGGAGGUCCCAGGCCACAGAGAGGUUAGGCUGGCCUCAACCAGAGCCAGGGCUUUUUCGGCUGUGGCCCCGAUCUGGUGGAACGCUCUGUCACAAGAGACUAGGGCCCUGUGGGACUUGACAUCUUUCCGCAGGGCCUGCAAGACAGAGCUGUUCCACCAGGCCUUUGGCCAAGGCACAGUCUGACCCCCUCCUUUGGUGAUCCUCGUAGAACUCUGGCCCAGUGGUUGCCAUUUGAUUUUGAAUUGCCGUAUUUUUCGCUCUAUAAGACGCACCAGACCACAAGACGCACCUAGUUUUUGGAGGAGGAAAGCAAGAAAAAAAAUAUUCUGAAUCUCAGAAGCCAGAACAGCAAGAGGGAUCGCUGCGCAUUGAAAGCAGCAAUCCCUCUUGCUGUUCUGGCUUCUGGGAUAGCUGCGCAGCCUGUAUUCGCUCCAUAAGAUGCACACACAUUUCCCCCUACUUUUUAGGAGGGGAAAAGUUAGUCUUUUAGAGCAAAAAAUACGGUAUUUUAGAAUAUUAAUUUUAGAAUGCUGUGUUACUUUUAUUGCUGUUAGCUGCUCUGAGCCCGGUUUCGGCUGUGGAGGGCGGGAUAUAAAUAAUUUAUUAUUAUUAUUAUUAAUAGUCCUCCUCUGUUCCUAGAUAGCGGACGGCGUGUUUGAGACAUUCCUCCAGUCUCUAAUUCAGUUUGCCUCCCAUCACGUCUACAAUUGCGACCUGUGCACACAGAGGGGCUUCAUCUGCGAGAUCUGCAACAGGAACGACAUCAUCUUCCCCUUUGAAUUUGACACGACGACCAGGUGAGCGUUCUUCCUCUCUUCCCCAACUUGGCUUUGGAGUCAAGUUUUCAUUUUUAUUUUUUUUGGGAAAAUAAUAAAUUUUAUUGAUUUUCCAUACAAUUAUACAUUUUUAUUCAAAAUACAUCCAAUUGUCUCUUUUUUGAACUUCCUUCAGCGUCUCUGACAAUCAUCCGUAUUUAUAACUUUAGUUACACAUUCCCUUCUUUCGUAUUGCCAUUAUACUUCCCUUCUCCCACUAUUUCAUAUUAACAAUACUUCUCUAUUUUUACAGUGCCUCUUGAAAUCCCACUAGCGUUGUGUUCAUGCCACAUAUGUUUUUCAGAUAAUCUACGAACUUUCCCCAGUCUUCGAUGAACUUUUGGUCUUUAGUGUAUCUGAUUUUCCCAGUUAAUUUAUCCAAUUCCGCAAAGUCUGUCAAUUUCAGUCUCCAUUCUUCUAUCGUCGGUAUUUCCUCUUGUUUCCAUCUCUGGGCUAACAAGAUUCUGGCUGCCGUUACUGCAUAUUGGCAGGGGAGACACCUUGAUCAUAUGGAGUCAAGUUUUCAAAGAAGCGAUUGUGUUCAUUUUUAUUCAUGUAUUUGUCACGUGUCUAUACCACCUUUAUCUUCCAAGGAGUUCGAGGUGGUGUAGAUGGUUCCCCUUCCUUCCCACUUCACCCUCACGACAACCCUGUGAGGUUGGUCAGGCUGAGAGACGGUGGCUGGCCCAAGGUCACCCAGGGACCUUCAUGGCUGAAUGGGGAUUCGAACCCGGGUUUCCCAGGCCAUAGUCCAACACUAACUGUUGCACCACACUGCCUGUUUUGCAAUGGAGGGGGAGAGGUGAAGAAUAAGUAUUUCUUUAUUAAUAUUUAUUAAUAAUAAUAAUACAGUCAUACCUCAUGUUACGUUUGCUUCAUGUUACGUUUCUUCAGGUUGCGUCCCGCAGAGACCCGGAAGUACUGGAAAGGGUUACUUCCGGGUUUCGCUGCUCACGCAUGCACACAAGCGCCAAAUCACGCCGCGCACCUGCGCAGAUACGGCGCUUCAGGUUGUGGGCUUUUCAUGUUGUGAACGGGCCUCCAGAAUGGAUCCUGUUCGCAAGCAGAGGUACCGCUGUAUCUUACCAUAAAAAUGCCCCAAAGCAACUUAGAACUGUAAAAGCAUACAUAAUGCAAAAUUUAAAAUACACCAAAAAGAUAUAAACACAUGAUUAAAAUGGGGGGGGGGGUAUUGGGUUAUUGUUUUUAUUUUUAUUAUGUAUUUUGUGAUUUUAUUCUGUGAACCGCCCUCGGACCCCCGGGUAUAGGACGGUAUAUAAAUUCAAUGAAUAAAUAAAUAAAAUAACAAAAAAAUCAUCCUGCAGUGUUAUCUCCCAUGCCCUGGAGCUCAAGGUGCAGCUGAGGAAUAGGCUUGGCAAGGCAUUUAUUGGGGAUGCUUUAGGUAUAUUAUCUUCAGGCAAACUGGUGUUCCAUGACAUCCCUUCCAAUCCUAUUAUUGUAAGAGGGCAGUGUUUUUGAAAAUCAGUGGCGGGGGGUGGGGGGUGGGAUAAUGCUUCAGCGGCGAGAAGAUCCACCAUUUUUUAGCAACCUGUGGCCAUCAGGAUGACGUUGGCCCUGCAGCCUUCACAGCCAGUGGACCAACAGCUUCUGGAAGAGAACGUCUUCCUCAUCUCUGUUCGGCAGGGACGGUCAGAACGCUGAACAGGAAUUCAGGCCCCGGUUCCUCCUUUAAAGUAGCUUUUGAAUACCCUACUUCCUUUUACCCUCACCCCAGCUCACUCUCACAAGUCUGCAACAUCGGGGCAGCGCAGACAAGAGAGCCGUCGGCAGGCCUGGUUCACAGAAGAUUGCCGCCCUCUGCUCGCUGGCUUUGUGCUGAGGCAGGAAGAGUGCCUGCUUGCUGAGCUGAUGCAGUUUCCUGUCGCCCGAAUCAGGCUAUUUCCCCGGGGAGGCAGGAUGUGCCUGGAGCUCUCCUGACAAUAGCUCCGAGGAGGAGCAGGCGCUUCCUGAAUCGCUGUCCUGCACAGGUGGCAGCCUGAGGUCACUUCCUCUUGCGUAGCCGUUCAGCCGCAGGGGCACAAAGUUACCAGUCUGCUUUUGAGCAGAGGAAAAGAGGAAAAUAAGUCCGAGGGCUGUGCUGCGUGCUGGCUGCAAACAGGGGGGGAUGGUUCUUCCAAAAGCCAAAUGCAAGCGUGGAAGUUUGUUCUGAACUGAACAGAUCACACAAUUCACAGAGAGGUUUUUAAACAAGCCCAGCAUGGUGACUUGAAAAGGGGUGGCGAGACAGGGGAUGGAGAGGGUGGUAGCCGGCAGUCCUAAGCAUAAUUUUGUUUUUGUUUAUUUCAAAUUUUCAAAUUAAUUUUCCAGAUUUUUUUUAAAAAAACAGACAGACAGACAAACAUACAUACGUAUCCACGGUAAAUAAACCGAUCUUAAUAACAUUAUUAAGUGACUUCCUCGUAUCCCCCUGGUUGAAUUUCAGCGUAUAUCAUUUUAACGGUUUUCCAAAACCUAAACUCUUAAAAAUUUAACUUAAUCACUUGACAUCUUUCUUAACCAUUCAACUUUAAACAUAUUAAUUCAUCACAUUGCAUAUUUAAAUCCUAAGCCUAUCUGGUAAUUGCAAGCUUUCCAAUUAAGUUAAUUUAACAUGUUUAACUAAGCAUAAUUUUGUUUAAAAAACCUGCAAGCGAUCGGUUCAGAGCUCUGUUGACCUGUGCCUCCCUUGGCAGCUUGCUAGAUGUGGAGGAAGAAAGAGAGAAGAGAAGAAAAAUUGGGUGUCAGAAGGUGAGGGUGGGGGAAUGACUGGUCCCACCACUGACUUCAGCCCUGCCCACAUCUGUGGGAUGUGGCCCCCAACAGAUUCUGCUUGAGGGAAUGCGGCCCUUGACAAGGGGAGUUCUCUACCCCGCCCUCACUUUAAUGGUCUGUCUGUACUUCUUUCCCCUCCCUUACAGUUUGCAUGAAUUGCUUCGGCAAUUAACCUCCUCUUUUCCCAACAGGUGCAAGGUGUGCAAGACUGUCUUCCACAGCAGCUGCCAGGCAAAUUCCAGUUUCUGUCCUCGCUGCGUCCGCCGGGAGGAAUACCAGCAGAAGCUGCAGGCCUCCCUUUGCAAAUGA